This is a messenger RNA of Aspergillus versicolor CBS 583.65, 1244 nucleotides long. Its product is annotated as BTB/POZ domain-containing protein. The coding region runs from base 203 to 970 and encodes 255 amino acids. NCBI's taxonomy places the organism in Eukaryota, Fungi, Ascomycota, Eurotiomycetes, Eurotiales, Aspergillaceae. The record is from RefSeq and is a predicted model, not a curated record. The transcript has 3 exons. Gene Ontology annotation, molecular function: protein binding.
CUGGGAACUAGCGUAAGCAGCAGCUAAUUGUUUUGUGACACUAAUGAAGGGAGGGUAAGGAAACGAGUUAAGAGUUUCUGAAGUACACAAGCAAAUGAAGUCACCAUCUCUGAUCCCCUUCCAACGCGCCAGGUCUUGAUAUCUCAUCUGAGGCCCUGAGACAGUACGGCGCAUUAAAAGCAGGUUAAUUUAUUGCGCCAGAAUGGGGAGCGGCCAGCCUGUGACCGUGAAAAUCAAGGCGGAGGCCAUGGAGGCUGACGGAAAUGAAGGUGACCUUACUGCGAGCAUCCAAAGAUAUCUUCACGCAUCAACGUUCUCUGACUUGACAAUAGUCACCAGGGACCAGGAAUUUGAAGUGCACAAAGUGAUUGUCUGUGGGCAGUCAGAAUUUUUCUCUCGGCUUUUCAGCCACAAAUGGAGAGAAGUCACAGAGAACGUUGUACGACUAGAGUACGACGAUCCCAGGGCCAUAGAAGCAAUGAUUCACUUUUUCUAUGGAUUCAAUUACGAUAGCAGUGGUAGUGAACAAGGUCGAACCUCCCCAAUGCUCUUCAACGUCAAAGUUUACCAGAUAGGUGACAAAUAUGGCAUUCCUAAGCUCAAAGCGCAAGCGAAGGAGAAGUUUUCGGUUGCUAUAACGACAUGCUGGGAAAUGGAUGACUUUCCCAUUGCUAUCGCAAGCGCAUAUUCCACUACGAGUUCCGCAGAUAGAGGUCUUCGGGAUCUUCUUGUUAGCACAUCUUUGAAACAUAUCAAUGACUUGUUGAAGAAUGACGAUUUCAAUCAAGUCUUAAGGGAAACUCUGGGCUUCGCGGCUGACCUUGUACAGAGCCAAGAUCAUCCAGUCAGCACAGUAACCUAUCAAUGCCCUAGCUGUUCUAUGGAUUGGAGCCUACAGAGUUCUGCGAAGGCCAAGUAUUGUCCGUUAUGUUCAUACAGUACUGACUGGAGACGGAAUAUUAAAAAGUGAUAUUUGGGCUUUUAUCGAAGUUUUUGUCUUUUUUUUAUUUUUUUGAAAUUGAUACGAACAAGGAACAUGCUACCAAUUCAUUAUCAAGGACCACCACCGCUUGUAGUAAGCAAAAGUUUGCCCAAAGUGGGCUGUUCCUGCAGAAGUAUCUCGAACUCUCUGUUAUGCAGAAAUAAUCGGAUGUGCUGAGUAGCAUAAUGACACAACAUUCUGAUUAGAUUCUCGCACCGUCCAGUGCCCGCGCGGAGGGCAAAGUCAAACAACCGAACAAUAU